This is a messenger RNA of Patella vulgata (common limpet), 1569 nucleotides long. RefSeq names its product polycystic kidney disease protein 1-like 2. Gene Ontology annotation, molecular function: calcium channel activity; protein binding. The transcript has 6 exons. The record is from RefSeq and is a predicted model, not a curated record. Gene Ontology annotation, cellular component: membrane. Gene Ontology annotation, biological process: kidney development; detection of mechanical stimulus. Bases 1 to 1569 code for a protein of 522 amino acids. Lineage: Eukaryota; Metazoa; Mollusca; Gastropoda; Patellidae.
AUGGAUUGGAUAUUUAUCUUCUACGUUUCAGACAUAUCCACGCCUGUAGAUGUAAGGAUUUACUCUGCUGCAUGUUUCUACUGGGAUUCCAAGCAUGAUCUAUGGUCUAAGCAAGGUCUUUAUCCUGGUAAUGGUACCACAGUGGAAAGUGUUGAAUGUUUAACUAAUCAUCUAACAGACUUUGGUGCCAGUUUCCUCGUACCACCAAAUACAAUUAACUUUGAGACGGUAUUUAACAAGUUUAAAGAUAUUGGAUCGAAUGCAGCGGUUUUAUCAACAGUUUGUGUAGUUAUAGGAAUAUAUCUAAUCAUUGUUUUUAUAGUCCGUAAAUUUGACCAGAAAGAUAAAUUAAAGUGGAGUAUUGAACCAUUGUCAGACAAUCUACCAACAGAUGUUUAUCAUUAUCAAGUAACAGUUUAUACUGGUAUUAGACGUAAAGCAGGAACCAAAUCUAAAGUCUUUAUCGUUUUGGCAGGAGAUCAAGAUGAAACUGAAGUUCGUGCUUUAGAUGAUGGAACCCACAGAGAAUUUUCUACUGCUAGUGUUAACAGUUAUUUGAUGAGUGUACCCGAAUCACUGGGUGAUCUUACCUAUCUUAGAAUAUGGCACGAUAACACAGGCAAGAUGGCCGACUCAGAUUGGUACCUCAGUUUGGUGGUAGUUAGAGAUAUUCAGAAGAAUUCCAGCUAUGUAUUUCUGUGUGAUCGGUGGUUAUCACUGACCAAAGAUGAUGGACAAGCAGAAAGAUUUUUACCAGUAGCUACAAAACAAGACCUUGAAACUUUCUCUCAUUUAUUUUUCUUCAAAACCCGACAAGAUAUCACUGAUGGUCAUAUCUGGUUCUCUGUUAUAUCACGACCAACACGGAGUCCUUUUACAAGAGUUCAACGUUUAUCAUGUUGUCUCUCAUUACUCUUUACGACCAUGAUUGCAAACGCCAUGUGGUACCGUACCACAGAAGGUCUCGAAUACUCCCAGGUUGUAAGCUUGGGUCCAUUCCAAUUUACAUCUCAAGAAUUUUUAAUCAGUAUUUUUAUGAGUAUCAUCGUUGUGCCCGUCAACAUCAUCAUCGUGACCUUCUUCAGAAAAUCCAAAUCUCCUGCAAAACGUCCUCAAGCAACGCAAGUUCAUCCCAAAGUAACCAUCAAUGAUUCUUUUGGAAAAGAAAAUACUCUACUGGCUCCUAAAGAAGAUCCAUUAGAAGCUUUGGGGAAGAGACCAGAAAAGAAGAGAUUUCAGUUACCACAUUGGUGUGUUUACAUCGCCUGGUUCUUGGUCUUUGCAUCUGUAUCACUGUCUGGGUUCUUCACCAUCCUCUAUAGUUUAGAGUGGGGGGCACAGAAAUCCGGAAUGUGGUUAACAGCUUUCUUCCUAUCUUUCCUGGAAUCUGUAAUCGUUGUCCAACCAAUUAAGGUGGUAGCGGUAGCAGUGGUUGUAGCCUUGAUUUCCCGGUCAUCAUCUGAACACGAAGACGAUGAUAAAGAAGUAGAUACUGAGAUAUGUCAUAUUAUGAAGUCUGGAUAUAACAAGUCUAUCGACCCUACUGAUCCAGCUUAUCCAGGUAUGUAA